GAGCCCUCUACAGGGACGUCAUGCAGGAGAACUACGAGACGGUGACCUCACUGGGAUUCCCAAUUCCCAAACCUGAGCUGAUCGCCCAGCUGGAACGAGGGGAAGAGCCAUGGGUGCCCGAUCUCCAGGCCGGUGAGGAAAGAGAGGUUCUGAGAUGCACCUGCACAGCAGGUGCUGAGAGAGUCGGUGAGAACGUGGAGGGGAAUCAUCAUGAGGAAGUUCCCGGGGAAGUGGAACUGCAGGGGACCUUUGUGGGAAGAGCUGAAGGGAAUUUUUCCCAGUGCUGGGAACAGGGAGAAGCUUGUGGAAAUUGGCACACGUCAGAGAGGCUGAUGGGAAACCACCCAGGGAAGGAAGUGAAUGAAUCUAUUAACUGUGGGGCAGGAGACAAGGAUCCCACAGCCCUGCGGACAAAUCCCAAGGAAGAGAAACCCUACCACUACCUGCAGUGUGAGAAAGGAUUCAUUGUGAGACCACAGCUUGUUACACAUCAGACAAUCCAUGCUGGAGAGAAACCUCUUCAAUGCUUGGUCCCUGGGAAAAUCUUCAAUAUCUGCUCAGACUUUAAUAACCAUGGGAAAAGCCACAUAGAAGAGAAAUCCUAUCAAUGCCUCGAGGGCAGGAACUGUUUGAAUUCAGCACUAAUUACACAUCAGGUAAACCACACAGGAGAGAGAGCCCACAAGUGCUUAGACUGUGGGGAAAGUUACACACAGCAAUCAGACCUUGUUAAACAUCAGGCAAUCCACAUAGGAGACAGACCCCACAAGUGUUUGGAUUGUGGGAAAAGUUUCAAAAACACAUCAGACCUUGUUAAACAUCAGUCAUUACACACAGGAGAGAGACCUCAUAAAUGCUUAGACUGUGGGAAAAGUUACAUAUGGAGGUCGGAGCUUGUUAGACAUCAGGCAAUCCACACAGGAAAGAGACCUCAUAAGUGCUUAGACUGUGGAAAGAGUUUCACACAGCGAUCAUAUCUUGUAACACAUCAGAGGAUCCACACAGGAGAGAGACCCCAUAAGUGCUUGGAUUGUGGGAAAAGUUUCAUAUGGAGGUCAGAACUCGCUAAACAUCAGAGAAUCCACACAGGAGAGAAACCCCAUAGGUGCUUAGACUGUGGGAAAUGUUACACACGGCGGUCAAGCCUUGUUUCACAUCAGGCAAUCCACACUGGAGAAAGACCGCAUAAGUGCUUAGACUGUGGAAAAAGCUUCAUACGGAGGUCAGCCCUUGUUAGACAUCAGGCAAUCCACACAGGAGAGAAAUCCCAUGAAAGUGUGGACUAUGGGAAAGGUUUCAUACAGAGGUCAAACCUUGUUAAACAUCAGGCAAUCCACAUAGGAGAAAGACCCCACAAGUGCUUGGACUGUGGGAAAAGUUUCAGAGACACAUCAGCCCUUGUUAAACAUCAGUCAUUACACACAGGAGAGAGACCUCAUAAAUGCUUAGACUGUGGAAAAAGUUACAUACGGAGGUCAGAGCUUGUUAGACAUCAGAGAAUCCACACAGGAGAGAGACCCUAUAAGUGCUUGCACUGUGGAAAGGGUUUCACACAGCGAUCAUAUCUUGUAACACACCAGAGGAUCCACACAGGAGAGAGACCCUAUAAGUGCUUGGACUGUGGGAAAAGUUUCAUAUGGAAGUCAGACCUUGUUAAACAUCGGGCAGUCCACACAGGAGAGAGACCCCAUAUGUGCUUAGACUGUGGGAAAAGUUACACACGGCGGUCAGACCUUGUUAGGCAUCAGGCAUUCCACACAGGAGAGAGACCUCAUAAGUGCUUAGACUGUGGAAAAAGCUUCAUACGGAGGUCAAUCCUUGUUAAACAUCAGGCAAACCACACAGGAGAGAAAUCCCAUAAGUGCUUAGACUGCGGGAAAAGUUUCAUAUCGAGGUCAGACCACCUUAAACAUCAGAGAAUGCACACAGGAGAGAGACCUCACAAGUGUGUGGACUGUGAAAAAAGUUUCAUACGGAGGUCAGCCCUUGUUAAACAUCGGAAAAUCCACACAAGAGAGAGACCCUAUAAGUGUUUGGACUGUGGGGAAAGUUUCGAAAUCCCAUCAUCCCUUGUUUUACAUCACAGAUUCCACACAGGAAAGAGAUCCCACAAGUGUUUAGUCUGUGGAAAAGGUUUCAUAUGUAGGUCACACCUUGUUAGACAUCAGAGAAUCCAUACAGGAGAGAGACUGUGGGGAAAUUUCACGCAGAGAUCACACCUCAUUAAACAUGAGAGAAUCCACACAGGAUCUUAACUUCUCUGACACAGAGACAGAAAGUGUUAAGGAAAUUGCAUGUAAUUGACCUAGAUUCAACCUUUGGAGACAUGUUAGAAAAAUGUGUCCUCCUGAGAUAAACUAGAGCUUCGAGAGGUAACCGUGUAUUGUUAAAGACAUGGGAGAAGAUGGUAACUGUAGUAGUCUCUGUUUAGUUGUAUUUUGUUAGAGGUUAACAAUGGAAAUAAACGGUUCCUGUCUAGGGCUCUAUUCUGUGAAUUCAGAGAUCAAAAGGGAAUAUUAACAUUUAGAUAAAACUUGGUUGUAAGAAUGUCAUUGUUUGUCUCCUGAAAGUUUGUGGUAAACCGUCUAUGAACUGCUUUAUGAAGAACCACCUCAUGUUAAUCCAUGUAAUUAAUUACCAGUGAUGUUUAGGAAAUAGAAGGUUACUUUAAAAGCCUGUUGUUCAGCCAAUGACUGUGUGCUGUCGAGACGCUGCAAAAAUGAUCCUUUCUUCUCUGAUCUGCCGAAGCGUUAUUCAGGGUGGGAGUGGGGGAGCGUGAGUCGGAAGACAGAGAUCUCCAGUCCCAUCUGGGACGCCCUGACAUUGAAAUUGGACAUUGGACUAGAACUUGAUGAAAUGAUUCUGUAAAGGACUCUUUGCAAUUCUAAAGCAUCAUCUCUACAGUGAAACUGACCUAAGAACUCUCUGCAUCGCUGUAUGGAUAAUGAUCGUUUAAGCAGCACACUCUCU
This is a messenger RNA of Mauremys mutica (yellowpond turtle), 2970 nucleotides long. RefSeq names its product zinc finger protein 271-like. NCBI's taxonomy places the organism in Eukaryota, Metazoa, Chordata, Testudines, Geoemydidae. Gene Ontology annotation, biological process: negative regulation of transcription by RNA polymerase II. Bases 21 to 2255 code for a protein of 744 amino acids. The transcript is spliced from 3 exons. The record is from RefSeq and is a predicted model, not a curated record. Gene Ontology annotation, molecular function: DNA-binding transcription repressor activity, RNA polymerase II-specific.